CAAUGCAUAUUUGCAAAAGGAUUAAGCCACAGAUUUAAGCGCCGGGAGCCCAUUUCUGCCUUGCAAAGGAGACCGGACUGAAAAGCCAAAAGCCAGCUCUGAUUUCUUUUCGUCAAGUGGGAAGGAUCUGAAGCCAGCUUGAAGGAUAAAAAGCCUUGGUGCUGCCCAGGAGCCGAGCCGAGGAGAAGAGGAAGAGCCGGGGGCCGCCGUUGCCUUUGGAGAUGGACGAACAGCCCAGGCUGAUGCAUUCCCAUGCUGGGGUCGGGAUGGCCGGACACCCCGGCCUGUCCCAGCACUUGCAGGAUGGGGCCGGAGGGACCGAGGGGGAGGGCGGGAGGAAGCAGGACAUUGGAGACAUUUUACAGCAAAUUAUGACCAUCACAGACCAGAGUUUGGAUGAGGCGCAGGCCAGAAAACAUGCUUUAAACUGCCACAGAAUGAAGCCUGCCUUGUUUAAUGUGUUGUGUGAAAUCAAAGAAAAAACAGUGUUGAGUAUCCGGGGAGCCCAGGAGGAGGAGCCGACAGACCCCCAGCUGAUGCGACUGGACAACAUGCUGCUGGCCGAGGGGGUGGCGGGCCCCGAGAAGGGUGGCGGCUCCGCUGCAGCGGCGGCAGCAGCAGCGGCUUCAGGAGGCGCAGGCUCGGACAACUCCGUGGAGCACUCCGAUUACAGAGCCAAGCUGUCCCAGAUCAGACAGAUCUACCACACAGAGCUGGAGAAGUAUGAGCAGGCGUGCAACGAGUUUACCACCCACGUGAUGAACCUGCUGCGGGAGCAGAGCCGGACCAGGCCCAUCUCCCCCAAGGAGAUCGAGCGCAUGGUCAGCAUCAUCCACCGCAAGUUCAGCUCCAUCCAGAUGCAGCUCAAGCAGAGCACGUGCGAAGCCGUCAUGAUCCUUCGCUCCCGGUUUCUGGACGCACGGCGGAAGAGACGGAAUUUCAACAAGCAAGCAACGGAAAUCCUGAAUGAAUAUUUCUAUUCCCAUCUCAGCAACCCUUACCCCAGUGAGGAAGCCAAAGAGGAGUUAGCCAAGAAGUGUGGCAUCACAGUGUCCCAGGUAUCAAACUGGUUUGGAAAUAAGCGAAUCCGGUACAAGAAGAACAUAGGUAAAUUUCAAGAGGAAGCCAAUAUUUAUGCUGCCAAAACAGCUGUCACUGCUACCAAUGUGUCAGCCCAUGGAAGCCAAGCUAACUCACCCUCGACUCCUAACUCAGCUGGUUCUUCCAGUUCUUUUAACAUGUCAAACUCUGGAGAUUUGUUCAUGGGCGUGCAGUCACUCAAUGGGGACUCUUACCAAGGGGCCCAGGUUGGAGCCAACGUGCAGUCACAGGUGGAUACCCUUCGCCAUGUUAUCAGCCAGACAGGAGGAUACAGUGACGGACUCGCAGCCAGUCAGAUGUACAGUCCGCAGGGCAUCAGUGCUAAUGGAGGUUGGCAGGAUGCUACUACCCCUUCAUCAGUGACCUCCCCUACAGAAGGCCCUGGCAGUGUUCACUCUGAUACCUCCAACUGAUCUCCUAGCAAUCGCAUCCCGGCUGACCCUGUGUCCCAGUCGGGACAGGGCCAGGAGGGAGGGUUUCUCUCCCAUCGCUGAAGCGGUCAGACUGGAGGUCGAAGCAAUCAGCAAACACAAUAAGAGUCUCCUUCUCUUCUCUUCUUUGGGAUGCUAUUUCAGCCAAUCUGGACACUUCUUUAUACUCUCUUCCCUUUUUUUUCUGGGUAGAAGCCACCCUUCCCUGCCUCCAGCUGUCAGCCUGGUGUCCGCCAUCUUUCCCGCCCCCUCCCUCUGUCCUAGACUCCCUGGGUCCCUGCCCUCUAUUACAUCACGGAAGGAUAUUUUCAACAAUUAGAGGAAUUUAAAGAGGAAAGACAAUACAAAGAAAAUAAUAAACGUGUUUGUAUGUUUUCA
Messenger RNA from Hyaena hyaena (striped hyena), 1910 nucleotides. RefSeq names its product PBX homeobox 1 (gene PBX1). Gene Ontology annotation, cellular component: nucleus. Lineage: Eukaryota; Metazoa; Chordata; Mammalia; Carnivora; Hyaenidae. Bases 222 to 1514 code for a protein of 430 amino acids. Gene Ontology annotation, molecular function: DNA-binding transcription factor activity, RNA polymerase II-specific; RNA polymerase II cis-regulatory region sequence-specific DNA binding. The record is from RefSeq and is a predicted model, not a curated record. Gene Ontology annotation, biological process: animal organ morphogenesis; eye development; embryonic organ development. The transcript is spliced from 10 exons.